Closterium sp. Naga37s-1 is the source of this 1613-nucleotide messenger RNA. NCBI's taxonomy places the organism in Eukaryota, Viridiplantae, Streptophyta, Zygnematophyceae, Desmidiales, Closteriaceae. The record is from the annotation of a GenBank genome assembly.
AAGCAUUUCCGACGAGAGACUAAAAGGCUCAAUCCCUGCCUCCAUCAGCAACCUCCAAAGCCUUGAAUACUUAGCUUUAUGGAACAGUAGCCUGACCGGCCCAAUACCAACUACUAUCGGCAACCUUCCAAAGCUGACCGACUUGGAACUUUGUUACAACAGCUUAACUGGCACCAUCCCUGCAUCCAUGGGCAAUCUCAUAAGCCUCAAUUACUUGUGGCUAAUUGGAAACAAUCUGACGGGCUCCAUACCAGCGACGUUAUCCAACCUUGGGCUUUUGACCAACUUGAACCUCGGCUACAACGACUUGACAGGCACCAUUCCUGCCUUUCUUGGCAACCUCCAAAAGCUUUCCCACCUAUACCUACAUGGGAACAACCUCACUGGCUCGAUACCAGCAUCACUAGGCAAACUUUCAAAUCUUGGAGAUCUACUCCUUUUCUUCAACAUUUUGUCCGGCUCAAUUCCUGAGUCGCUCUUCAAUCUCACGAAACUCAGCACGCUCAGUCUCCUUGGAAACAGAUUAACUGGCUCAAUCUCUUCAAAAAUAGGCAGCCUUGCAGCGCUGACAACCCUACAGCUUGGCUACAACAACUUGACCGGCACCAUUCCUGAAUCUCUCUUCAAGCUCACAAACCUCAACAACUUAUUGCUAUGGAGAAACGAACUGACGGGCUCCAUACCUGCAAAAAUAGGCAACCUUCUAUUCCUGAAUGGCUUGUACCUUGGUCCCAACAACCUCACUGGCAGCAUCCCAGAAUCCAUUGGCAACCUCUUGCAGCUCACAAUCUUGAAUGUGCGAAAAUCCAGUCUGAGCGGACCCCUCCCUGCGACACUGGGCAGGCUUGCCAAACUCAAAGAAUUGAAUCUGACUGAUACUCGUGUCACGUGCCCGCCUAACAAGACCCCAUGUGUGGUUCAGCAGUCUUCUCAAACCGCUUUUUGCAUCCAGUGCCCUUCCUUCUGCACUACUUGCAUCAAGCCAGCACCACCACCCCCCUCCCCACCUCCAGCACUCCCAUCCCCACGUCGACCACCCCCUUCUCCAGCGUCUAUCUCCCCACCUACAGCGCCCAACACAACGGGCCCAUCCUCCUCCUCUUUCAGUCCCCCCCUCUCACCCGAAGCGCCUCCCUCGCAGUCGGGAGGCGGUCUCUCUGUGGGAGCCAUUGCCGGCAUUGCUGUGGCUGCUGUGAUGCUGCUGAUCAUUGGCACGCUGCUGUGGUGGUGGAGAGGUCACAAGAAGCGAGCAGCACGUGCAGCAAGCCGAGCUCGCAGCAUGUCGGGAGCUCAAUGCACCGAGUACUCUCUUGACGAAGUCCUCAAAGCCACCAACAACUGGUCCUCUGACAACCAGCUUGGCUCGGGUGCCUUUGGUGACGUGUACAAGGGCGUGUGUCCAGAUGAUGGCGUCACCCUGUGGGCUGUCAAGCGAGCCAAACUGAUUGACGUGGAAUUUCACAAAGAGGUCCAGCAAAUGGCCGACAAGAACCAUCCCAACAUCGUGCGGCUGCUUGGGUUUGCUAUUGGAGGGGACAUGAGGACACGUCCAGAGCAGAUCUUGAUCUACGAGUUUGUUUCCAACGGUGACCUUGACCACUAUAUCAAGAAGG